Dalotia coriaria is the source of this 3463-nucleotide messenger RNA. RefSeq names its product GTP-binding protein Di-Ras2. Lineage: Eukaryota; Metazoa; Arthropoda; Insecta; Coleoptera; Staphylinidae. Gene Ontology annotation, molecular function: GTPase activity; GDP binding; GTP binding. Gene Ontology annotation, biological process: signal transduction. The record is from RefSeq and is a predicted model, not a curated record. The coding region runs from base 409 to 999 and encodes 196 amino acids. Gene Ontology annotation, cellular component: plasma membrane. The transcript has 2 exons.
GCGCCAAGGGGUGCAACGCAAUCACGCCGAAUGACGUCACUCGGCGGCGGCGGCAGCGACGACGGUGCCUCACUCGCCGCCUCACUUACCUCACCGCUGUGCGCGCAGUGGUUGUUGCCGUCGACAUCGAAGCAUCCCACCGUUCAACCAGCCGUCGAGACAAAAGCGCGUCGCGAUAAACACGACGAUUGUUUCACCGGUGGGCACCGUUAUUCCGAUUGUUCAAUUGUGCGGUGGACAACAUGCCGGACAUUAAGUAAGCGCCCGAAUGGCGUGUGCGUGCGUCGCGCGCCGCUGUAAACAACCGCAGCUCGGUUUCUUCAGCAUCUACCAGUGAGUGCCCCCGCGAGGCGGCACAGGCCAGUCAACAUUGAGGAGACGACGACUGCGUGCACGAGCGUCGCCAGCAUGCCGGAGCAAAGCAACGACUACCGCGUGGUCGUCUUCGGCGCCGGCGGCGUCGGCAAGAGCUCGCUCGUCCUGCGCUUCGUCAAAGGCACCUUUCGCGAGAGCUACAUUCCCACCAUCGAGGACACCUAUCGUCAAGUUAUAAGUUGUAACAAAAACAUCUGCACACUGCAAAUCACCGACACAACUGGAUCACAUCAAUUUCCGGCGAUGCAACGGCUGUCGAUCAGCAAAGGGCACGCGUUUAUUCUAGUCUAUUCGGUGUCCUCGCGCCAAAGCCUAGAAGAAUUGCGUCCCAUCUGGGAGGUGAUCAAGGAGGUGAAAGGUCCUGAUCUCACCGCCAUUCCUAUCAUGCUGGUGGGCAACAAAUGCGACGAGAGUGCCGAACUGCACGAGGUGAGCACCACCGAGGGUCAAGGCCAGGCACAGCAGUGGGGUGUGCAUUUCAUGGAGACGUCGGCCAAGACCAACCAUAACGUCAAGCAGCUCUUCGAGGAGCUGCUCAACCUCGAGAAGUCGCGUAAUGUCAGCCUACAGGUGGGCAACAAAACUACGAGCCGUAUCGCCAAGGACAAAUGCGAGGUUAUGUAAGAAUCUAUAUGCGUAGGCAACCCAACAUACACUCGCGCGCGUUUGGUAGAAAACAGAUGGGUCACACUCAGGUAACAGUUUCGAACUUUAUAUACAGCAUUAUGUUUGAGGGCGUUAGGUUGUUGCAUUUUCGGCGCACUUUAGGUCUGUUUCGUGCCAAUUUUUAGCAUCUAAAACAAGCGAGCAUUUCGUGGCGAAACAAAAGUGCCCAUUCGAUUCGAGCAAUGAAAUUCGGCGCAUUUCUUUGGCUAAAAACGUGACAAUAUUAACGUACUAAAUAAUUGUUUGUUCGAAUGCUUUGACACACACACACACAUGUAUUUAACUUUUCAACGUUUAGUCCUUCGAACUUGUGUCGACCUUGUAGAAGCAAAGUAAAUGAAAAACUAAAUCGAAACAAACGUGCGAACUUACACAAAGAAAAUUCAACGACUUAUCGUGUAGUAGGAUUUGCUUCUGGCUUUAACUUACCACACAUCACGAGAGCUACAAAACCUCGUAGAGCAUCUUUCUUUCCUCAUUAAGACUGAUUUCAUCAUGUUGAUUAAUGAUAUACGAGCCUAGGACGUAUUCAUCACAAUCUCAUACAUACACACAUACAUACAAAGAGCGCGUGUUUUUCCAAGUGUGGCGUCGAAUGUUCCUCCUUUUCAAAAUGGCAACUUGCAAUUUGGGUUGCCUGAUUUACCUUGGAAAAGCAGCAAAUUAUGACAUCGAAAAAAUCGAAGAAACGAGGCCUACCACAUAAAAAUAUUCAACAGGAAAUAAUGGUGCACACAUCCAGAUCCAUAUCGUUCCAUAUCCCAUUACGAUUAUGACUAUGAUUAUCGCGUGCACAUAUUGCAUAUAUUGAUAGCGUACACGACAAAACAAUUGAAGCCUAUUCACACACAACACAUACGCAAACCAAACAUAACAUUCGCGUUUAACAUAGAGAUAAAAAGAAUAGAUAAACAUAGUUAAAACAGUAAAGAGCAUUAAUAGCUGAUAAUAUUCGCAUAUGAUAUCUUUUAUUAUCAAUUUCAUCUUCAUGAUGUUCAUUGUCAUCGACACGGAAUUGUAUGCAGUACGCACAGCAGGCCAACGUAGGCACCUUCUUUUACACCCUGUUGGUUAAAUUAACACAUAACUAUUUGAGCAUAAAUAUUUAUUCAACGUUUAAACUAUCAAAACUUCGUCCAUUCGUUUACUUCAAUAGCAUUGAAUUGAUUGAACUUGUUGAUUGUUCUAGCGCAAACGUAGGCAACCAAGUAUACGCCUAAUUGAUCUAUGAGUAUUGAUUAUGUUAUGUAUUUUAUCUGUAUAGUAUGCACUCACACACACAUGCAGAAACAACAAAGACCGAAAUUGUACAUUUUAACGAAGAUAACCUUGUGUAAUAAUGCAACGAAAUAUUAUUAACGUAUUAAAUUAUAUUGAAACAAAUGAAGCUAAACAGAAAACCUUUGAAGAGAGGUGAAAACGUUAUUAGAUUGUAUAUCACAUAUUAUUAGAUGCUAUAACUUACUAUUACAAUAUACAUAUAAAUAUAAUUAUAUACAUAUAUUACUAUAUAUUGAAAACAAUUGAUGAAACGAAUACAAGAGCAACACAGAUAAAACAUACACCCACACGCCGAUUUCGCGUGUGUUGAUUGGUUGAAUGAUAAGCAGUAACGGAACAAUCAGUAGAGAUUUGCUUUAAUUAACUAAUUACUAAUGAUGAACCGAUCGAUUUCUCGCGUAUAUUACAUUAAUAUACACAACACCACUUGAAUUGUUAAACUGGUUGCAUAGCUUGUACCUAAUGUACGUUGUAAAACACAUUUCAAUUGGUUUGUAAGGCAAGUAGCCAUCACUUUUGUAACGGACUGAGAGUAAACAAAAAGAACUACCAAACUAUUGGUUCAUUGAGCGUAGCAGCUAUAGGAGCAUUGUAAAUACGAGUAAAUUGGAUGAUCAAAUCCAGUGCUGAAUAGUGCUUUCUUUUCGACUCUUUUUAAUGAAUUUUAAGGCUACCAGCAUUGUUGGUUGCCUACAUUCAACGAUAAUGUUUACGAAAAAGAUUUAAAAACUUGUUACACAUAAAAAGGAAAUCCAUCUUCACAUCUAGUGGAUAUUAACAUCUCUCGUAGAGCGUAGGGAAUUUAUUAAUGAAUAAACUAGACCAAAAAUUAUUAACGAAUUAGACACACACACACACUGAUAUACAUGGACACAGCCCACAUGCGUACACAAGAAUACUAUUUAUAUACAUUACUACUUAUUGCAUUGUGCAUUUGUAUUAUUAUCGAUUGUAAUAUCUAUUUGUAUUUUUCAAUGCCCGAUACAUGAAUAAAAUUGUAAACACACACACACGCAGUGCCGCCGUGUGGAGUAUGUAUGCGGCGGCACGGUUAUUACGGACGAGAUUCUAGAUUUUAUAAUAUUGUUUUUGUUUUUCUUUUGUUGUUAAAUGUGCUAUAAUAAAACUAUUAUCACAUUAA